Labrus mixtus (cuckoo wrasse) is the source of this 1932-nucleotide messenger RNA. RefSeq lists its product as uncharacterized. Bases 549 to 1214 code for a protein of 221 amino acids. Lineage: Eukaryota; Metazoa; Chordata; Actinopteri; Labriformes; Labridae. The record is from RefSeq and is a predicted model, not a curated record. The transcript has 3 exons. Gene Ontology annotation, molecular function: protein binding.
GAGAGAGAAGAGAGAGAGAGACAGAGAGAGAGAGAGUGAGUGAGAGUGUCGUAAUCUGAAGCUGGAGGCAGCUUGUGUUUUUCGCUUUCCACCCACACACACAAAGCAGAAAACUGUCAGAGUGGGAAACCCAUGACUUCCGCGUUUUUCCUUCAACCCUGAAACUGAACGCAGACUCUUUAGACUAUAAAAGACUUCAUGGCUCUCACUGCACACAGUCUGAAGGAGACCAGGACUCUGUCGAGUCUCAACAGGAGGACUUUCACUGCACACAGUCUGAAGGAGACCAGGACUGUGCUGGGUCACAAUAGGAGGACUUUCACUGCACACAGUCUGAAGGAGAACAGGACUGUGCCGGGUCACAACAGGAGGACUUUCACUGCACACAGUCUGAAGGAGACCAGGACUGGGUCUAGUCUAGUGGAGGAGACCUCAGAACACCUGGCUCACCUGUACAUCCUCCACAGGUGUCCUUGACAGAGACUGGACACUGUGGAUCCUGGACACUGUGGACCCUCUGCCCGGCCCAGGCACCUUACUGCCAGUUAAUGGGACACCAGAACUCACACAUGGACGCAGAGUCUCUGCAGGAAAGUGGGCGCCGGCGUGGACGCUGCCUGGACGUGUUUCUCGUUGUUUCCAUCGUUUUCUUGUUCGUGGCUCUCACAGCUGUGGCUGCCGGUGGACUGAUAUGUUUGGCCAAGCUGCGGUCCAAUCUGGACUCAAGAAGGCCGCCUGUUCACCCUGACACAUCAGAGCAGACAGGAGACAGACCCAACCCAACAUACAAGAUGCAGAACUUUGCUUCUCUGGUCGCCACAUCAAGCCAGCUGAAGACCUGCACCAUGCCCUUGGCACUAGUCCACUAUGGAGCUGGAACAUCUGUGGGAAGUCAAUUCUCAUUCGAUGCAACACAGAGCUCGCUGAAGCCCCUGAAUCCGGGGACUUACUUCAUAUUCAUAAAUCUCAACCUUACCUGCAACCACCAUUGCAGCAAAGGUGUACUCAGCGUGAAGGUGGCCGAUAAACUCACCUGUGAGGUGAAGCUCCCGGACUUGAAAAACUCAACGCUGGUGAGCAAGAAGUGCUGGACAGUAACACAGAUAGAAGAUGAGAGACUGAACACUCAGAUGAGCGUACCAGAGAGUGGACUGAAAAACUGGCAACUGGAGCUGAAAGGUUCAGGAAUGGGGAUGUUCCUGGUAGACUCAUAAGGACUCUGAAAUCCAAUCUUGUACCCCCAAGAGUCAGAUCUCAACAGGUUCUGUCCUCUAAAAGUCUCAGGGGUCUGAAAUGUGCAGCUGCUCGAGCAGGAUUCAAAGCUAUGACGAGGACUCUGCAAACUAAAGGAGAACCCUAAAGACGAGGCUCUGCAGGAAAACGGAUAUUUAUUACGAAAAUAUUCCUCAGAUAUAAAUACUGAUAUAUAUUUAUUUACUUAUAUAUGUUUAUGCACAUAAAUAUAUGUAUGUAUAUGUAUAUGAAAAGAAAGAGCACUUUCCAAGCUGUGUGAAAUAUGUACAUACCUCCUACAGGUUAUAUUUAUGAAACUAUUUAUGUACCUUUAUUUAUUAUUUAUGAUGUUGCUAUGGAAACUAUGUUGAUGUAGCUGUCACUACAUUUGUGCAAACAUGAGGCUUAUGUGAUUCUUCAGCUCUGCUGUCAUUUUAUAAAUGGCCUGUUAGUGUUUGAUUUAUAUGAUUUAUGUGUAUAUCAGAGAACACGAACAGGAUGAUUAGAACCACAUUUGUAAAAUAUUUAGUUCAAUAAGAAUAAGUAAGUCUUGUGGACAAACUAAAACUGAAUGUUUGUGACUGUGGUCGUAUUAAAGAUGGAAACGAAGAGAAGUCAUGUUGUUGUGGUCGUAUUAAAGAUAGAAACGAUGAAGAGUCAUGUUGUUGUGGUCGUAUUAAAGAUAGAAACGAUGAAGAG